Populus trichocarpa (black cottonwood) is the source of this 2460-nucleotide messenger RNA. RefSeq lists its product as uncharacterized. Bases 1 to 2460 code for a protein of 819 amino acids. The transcript has 7 exons. Lineage: Eukaryota; Viridiplantae; Streptophyta; Magnoliopsida; Malpighiales; Salicaceae. Gene Ontology annotation, biological process: DNA integration. The record is from RefSeq and is a predicted model, not a curated record. Gene Ontology annotation, molecular function: nucleic acid binding.
AUGACCAAGACAGAUGAGCAAAUGGACGAAGUUGCUGCACAUGCUCGAAUUAUUAGAAUUAAUGCGCGAAAUGUGGGAGGGGACAUCAUUCGCUAUCGCCGAAGCCUAGCUGAAACCGAUGCCUUUCUAGGGAAGAUUGAGAAUCGUGGUUUUGCCUUCCUACCUUUGGCUAGAGAGAAGAAGAACCCUGGAAUUUGGAAUGAAAAGUGCGAAGAGGCUUUUGAGAAAAUCAAGCAGUACUUGUUGAGUCCACCCCUGCUUGUUCCUCCUGUACCAGAAAGGCCAUUGAUAUUGUACCUAACAGUAACAGAAACAACAAUGGGAUGUGUGCUUGGGCAACACGAUGAAACCGGAAGGAAGGAAAUGGCCAUUUAUUACCUGAGCAAGAAGUUCACGGAGUGUGAGUCUAGAUAUACGGUGAUUGAGAAGCUGUGUUGCGCACUGACCUGGGCUGCAAAGAGAUUACGUCAGUAUAUGUUGUAUCACACUACAUGGUUAAUUUCCAAAUUAGACCCAUUGAGGUACAUUUGUGAAAAACCCAAUUUAUCGAGCCGAAUUGCAAGAUGGCAAGUUCUAUUGGCUGAGUAUGAUAUAGUAUAUAUGACAAGGAAAGCCGUAAAAGGGAGUAUUAUUGCCAAUCGCCUGGCUGACCAUGCUAUGGAAGAUUAUGAAUCAUUAGACUUUGAAUUUCCCGACGAAGAUAUGCUUGCAAUCGAGGAAGAGAAAUCAAAUUGGUGGAUUAUGUACUUUGAUGGUGCUGUAAAUGUAUGUGGUAACGGAGCGGGUGCGGUGAUAAUCUCUCCUGAUAAGAAGCAGUAUCCGGAAGAGAAGUUAAGGCCUUACCAAGAAUACCUGUCUAAAUUGGCUGGAGAAUUUGAGGAAAUAGAGUUCACCCAUCUAGGAAGGGAAGGAAACCAGUUUGCAGAUGCUUUGGCUACACUAGCAUCUAUGGCCAAAAUAGACUUUGGGCACAAGGUACAACCAGUACACAUCAAUAUCAGAAAUAACCCAGCUCAUUGUUGCUCAGUCGAAAGAGAAGUGGAUGGAAACCCUUGGUACUAUGAUGUCAAGAGUUUCAUCCAAAACCAGGCAUAUCCCAUGGGGGCAUCCAAAAUCGACAAGAAGACCUUGAGGAGGUUGGCAAAGAGUGCGUUACGAGAAGUCCAUGAAGGGAUUUGCUCAACCCAUGCUAAUGGACACGUGAUGGCUAGGAAGAUACAAAGAGCCGGUUACUUCUGGAUGACAUUAGAAAAGGAUUGCAUCGACUAUGUCCGAAAAUGUCAUAAAUGCCAAGUAUACAGUGACAAAAUCAACGCCCCUCCAACUCCUCUAUUUAACUUGACAUCUCCGUGGCCCUUCGCGAUGUGGGGAAUUGAUGUGAUCGGACCUGUAAACCCAAAAGCCAGCAAUGGUCACAGGUUUAUUCUUGUGGCUAUCGACUACUUUACAAAAUGGGUAGAAGCCGGGUCAUUUGCUCAUGUGACGCAAAAAGUAGUGAAGAAAUUUAUUGAGAGAGAUCUGAUUUGUCGAUAUGGUCCACCAGAAAAGAUUAUAACUGAUAAUGCCCAGAAUUUCAAUGUCCGAACCUCAACAGGAGCCACCCCGUACACGUUGGUAUAUGGAAUGGAGGCGGUUAUGCCUUUAGAAGUGGAAAUCCCCUCAUUGAGAGUACUGGUAGACUCUGAGCUGGAAGAGGUAGAAUGGGCAAAAGUUAGAUAUGAACAGCUGAAUCUGAUCAGUGAAAAAAGGAUAGCCGCAAUCUGUCAUCAUCAACUUUACCAAAGAAGGAUGGCCAAAUCAUAUGACAAAAAGGUUCGACCUCGAGGAUUUCACAAAGGAGAUCUGGUACUGAAGAAAAUAUUGCCUUUACCAGGGGAAGAUCAGAGUAAAUGGGCGCCGAACUAUGAGGGCCCUUACGUGGUGAAGAAAGCAUUAUCGGGAGGAGCUUUGCUGUUAUCUAGAAUGGAUGGAGAAGAUUUAGUUAGGCCAGUGAAUUCUGACGCUAUCGGUGUUUCAUCACCAUUUCUCAGCCAGCAACAGGGGACAGCCCCCUCUAGCCAAACCGGGGCAGCCCUCUCCCUUUCCUCUCAUUCUCUGCCAGCAGCCCCAACACUGUCCCCUCUCCCUCUCAUCAACACAAAGCCAGCGGCAGAACUUCAGCAGCCCCAGAAACGCCUCCCGCGGCCUCCUCAGCAGCGACAGCCUCCACAGGAGCUCCUCCGCCUUCCAGCUUCUUCACCGGCCAACAACUCUCCUUCUUCCUCCGCCGCAGCACCGCCAGCGAAGCAGCCAGCAGCACCACCGUCAGAACCACCGGGAGACCUCGUCGGCUGCCUCUCCACCGCCACCAGCAUCACAGGGAUUGUUCGCCAUCGUCUGCAACAUCGUUGCUGCCACCAGGUUUGUCUCUUUCUCGUCGCUGUGCAUGCAUCAUUUCCUUGCAUUUCACUGUUCAAGUGA